AUGGCGAAGAUGGAGAACAUGGAGGCAGAAUUUAAGUCCUUGGAGACCGAGGUUCGCCAGCUGCUGGCACAGCGUGAAGGCAAGGGGCCAAGCGCGCCAGAAGAGGCGAAGCUCCUUCAAAAAUGUGCCGUGGCAUUGCAUUUUUCACGGCUCGUGAUGACUCUGGCAGUUGGUGGUGGUGAGAGGAAGAAGGGCUUGAGGCACGACCCAAUUGUGACAAUUCGAUUGUGGAUGUGCUGUGUGCCAUGCUCUCCCUGCAAGGCAGCUCUUUUUCAACUCAGGUUUGAAGGGUGCAAGGCACCGCGAGCUCCACGGGCGGCCCAGGUUCUUCUCACCGAAGAGUCUGCUGACACCGUUUUUCAGGAGUCCAAAUCGAGUGACGACUUCGAGACCAACUCCUCAGAAAAAAGGUGUGGGGCCAAUGACCUGGCGGUGAUCCAAGCCCGCUGGGAUCAUGGACCUCGAGUCAGCUGCUGCCCGGUCUCGCGAGCGGACUGCAACGGCUGCUCUUAUUUCAGCGGGGGCUGCAAGGGCCGCCAAGCGGCCUUCGUGAAGCGCCCAGGGGACUCUGGGCAUUCCGCCUGCGCGGAUAUCGCUGGAUGGAUCAGCGAGGAUGGCAAGACCUGCCAGCAGCUGGCAGCAUCCAGCUGCAGUGAGACCCGGUUCCUGGGUUCGAGCAGCAAGGAGGCCUGCUGCAAGUGCGGAGGUGGUAUCCUGACAUCCACUCCGUUCAAGUAUGAGGAUCACGUGUUUACGCUGACUGAAAACGUCAACCUGUGGCCGAAGCCCCGCACGGCAUCUCGCUACGGCCUCACGGAAGACUGCGAGUUUGCGCUCUACGGUCUUACGUUGGACGGUGGAACCGGCCAGGUCAAAUACAUUGAUACUUCGAAGAAGCCUCGUCAGCCUUUCAAGGUGACGUGCAAGGUGACGGCGUUCCAAACCUCCAAGAUUACAUACACGGCUGAUGUGACCGUGGAAUCCAGCGAGCUCACUUUUCGUUCCCCGGUGCUGGUGUUUUCAAAGCAUAAGACAAGCUUCCCAAUGGCCGUGCCGCAUCAUGCGGCGGCGAAGGACAUCAAAGUGAGCUGCGCGCCCCAGACCCCCUGGCUCAAGUUCGAAAGUCAUCGCUUUCAGCUGAAAGCCGGCGCGGAGAAUGGUCUUGUCGACAACGUCAAGGAUACUUACAGCGGUCAGCUGGGAACGGUGUGCCAGAUCUCAGCUAACACGAAACUGCAAGGGGCCACGGAGUGGACAAAGACGUCCAAGAGCGUGGUGAUCGUGAAGCCCAAGGCGGCCUCGGAGCUUCGAUACCGAAGCAAUCGACUGCAAGGCUCCAUCGGGCAAGUGGUUCCACCGCUGCUGCCAGUGGACUUUGCCGAUGGCGUCAUGACGCCCACCAAGUACGACAUGGCUUGCAACAAGGGUGAGUUCAAGUUCGACAUUGUGCAUGGUGUGGGCUACUACGACGGCCACCCUUUGCUGGAGCUUCAGUCCAAUGGGCAGCUGAGCCUCAACGUCGGACCGUCCUUUUCUCGCGUCUUCCUCCCGAAGCGCGGGAACGGACCCGACGCCAUCUUCAUUGAGCUGAAGUGCCGCAUCGUGGGACUUUUCUCAGAUUUCGACUUCGAUCCGAUUGCAACCCAGAUGCGGAUCGUUGUGGUCGACAAUACUUGCUGGCAAAAGGAGACAAUCAAGACACAGGGCGAGAAGAGCAGGAAGGCCAAUGAGGCAGAGUGCCAGUACUCCUGCAGGCGCGAGCCGAGAUGCUCGGCCUACCGCUUUCAUAACAAAGAUUGCCAUUUCUCUCCGCUUGGCGGCACCCAAGCGCAUCACCACUCGGUGUGGACCAAGAUCCCGGAUUGUGACCCAAGCAGCACGUGCGUGAAUGUGAAAGCUCCCAAAUGGCUGCACAGAGGAACCUACUGCCCAGUGGGUUACGACACAGAUCGCAGCGGAAUGGUGUACCUGAAGGAGGGCCAGAGUGCUCGGGAGACGCUCUACUUGCGCAAGUACAAGGGCAGCGCGAAGCUCAUCGAUCCACCUGAGCAUCAUCGUACGUACAGUUCCAUCCACGGCGGCUGGACACCUGGACACGGCUAUGGUCGAUCAAAGCUUUCAAGUCCGCUAUGCUGGGCUGCAAAGCACAAGCGAAAGCAUGAGUACAUGACUAUCGACCUCAAGGAGGUCAUGCUCGUGGCAGGUGUUGCAACGAAAGGCCGCGCGAAUCAUAAUCAGUGGGUCAGGCACUGGAUUGUCCAGACUGGAGAGACCAUUGCGGGCUUGAAGGAGCCAGCAGGUGCCCGAGGAGGUAACAAGGACAGGAACACGCAAGUGAACGUCUUUUUCACCAACCCUGUUCGUGCCCGCUAUGUCCGCUUCGUGGUAACAGACUUCCGUGAUCACCCGUCCAUGCGCGCCGGGGUUUGGAUAGCCCGUGAGAACGAGCCUGGAAUCGAUGAAGACGUGGCUGGCUGCCUGGAUGGCGACUGGUUGAUCCAAGAGAAGCACCCGGAUGACUACAGCAACUUGAAGAAGGGCAUCUUCGAGUUCGUUGGGCCAAAGCUCGGCUGCACAACGACCGGCGUUGGCUACUCGGCACAGCCAUGCGGACAGCCCGCAAACAUUACCGAGGAGGAUGUGGAUAUCCAGCCAAUGAUUCUGGACGACCCAUCCACUUGGGAUGGGGCCGACUACUGGCUUCACCCUUGUGAUUGCGCACCCAAGGCUUGGGGGGAGAAGCCGCCCGUGGAUCCUUUGGUCUACGCCCAGCUUCCGCCCGACACCCCGGACAAUUUCGUGCCCUCGCCUCUGGUCAUUGUGGAGGGUGAGUUCGUGUGUUCGCCUUCCUCUCUCUUGGGGAGCCCGCUCUUCGAGACCGACACGACGUCCAUGGAAGCUGGCGACUGCGAGGUCAAAUGCAAGAACAACGACGAGUGUGAGUUCUUCUGGCACGGCUCGCAACACUCUCAGAGCACUUGCAGGCUCUACAAGCGUUGCGACAACCUGCUUCGGGAACCCGGCGUCGAGGGCAUGCUGAUGGGUCUGCCCAAGACGACCGCUUGCCUGGUGAGCAACCCAGAGGAGUGCUGGACGAAAACGCUGCGACGUAAGGCUCUGACCACAGCAGAUCAGCAAGAGCCAAAAUUAUCGGAAAAGGAUGAUGCAGGAGAGACCUGGCAUUUCUGGUAUUGGAACUUGCACAUCCAAUGCGACUACAUGCUGCUGUUAGGAGGCGUGGGCGUAAGCCACUGUGCUCGCCCCACCCUCCGGGAGAUCGGCAGCCACAAGUGGAAGCACAAAAGGCCGUUGCCUGAGACCUUCGCUCAUGGAUCACAGCUGAAGGCCUCAUGCUGGAGCGAGCGCUAUAGAGGCAUCACGGCCAUGUCCGACGCUGCGCUUGAGACCGUGACAUGCGUGAACGGAAAUUGGUUCAACUCGCACAACUUGCCUGACUGGGGCGACUUCAAGUGCCAUUCCUGCGUGCAGGUUGGCACACAUGGUUUCAUGGAUAUCGAGAAGAAGCGACAGCAGGAGAUGUACUUCUUCAACAGGAUGUCUCUGCAGUUGGCUACCGAGGUGAGCCCUUCGCACUCAGGCGUGGUGAAGUGUUUGGACGUACAGAAGCCAGAACCAGAGGAGCCUGCCACGCUUCCGUCGGCCCUUGCCAGCAAGGCCCAUGCGUGGUACAAGAGCGAGGAUGCAUCAUCGAGAUGGAGACACGAAUGGAAAAGCAGUGUGGGCAACGAACGGAUCAAGCUCGGCGGAGAAACCGGCCGGGUGUAUGUCAUGACGGCCAAGGGCUUCGGCGCCAGAGUCCCUGUGAAAUACCUCAUGGGCAAUGACAAAAGCACCGUGGAGUUUCCGAACGCCCUGAAGGGCAAGUACACGGUCUGCUCUGUGACUCGCUACACCUCGGGGGAGGCAAUGCAGCGCAUCCUCACAGGCGAAAAGACCAAUUUCCUCACCGGGCAGCAUGGCGGGUUCACUGGCGUUGCGCACGCAGACGGCGGCUGGCUGACUGGCCACACCCGAGCAUACAUGAGCACCAAGUGGGUGGUCAUGUGCACAUCGCCGGGCGCGACCUACACCAUGGUGGACGGCCUGAAGGUGGGCACCGGGAAGACCGACCAAUAUACAGAUCAAAGCCUCAUGAUCAACAAGGGCGUACACGGCAGCAAACAGAAGUCGCACUGGGCGGUGAUGGAACUGAUCACCUGGGACUACGUUCUGUCUGAGUCUGAGAUGAGGACUGUGUCGCAGUAUUUGCUGAAGAAGAUGAACGUGGGCAACACAGGAAACUGUCGUGUGAAGCUGUACAACCCUCCGACCAAGACAGUUGGGGGUCGAAUCUCGAGCUCACCCCAAGGUGGUAAAGAGGAUUCGAUGCUACACUCCAGCAAGGGCUGGUGUGCGAAAGAGGGCUCAACUCCGAAGUUGAUAUUCAACUUCAAGGAGGAUACGACAAUCGUCGGCGUCAUCCUCCAAAAUGGUGUCGGAAUAGCCAAGAAUGGUCCCGGCACUGUUUAUUCCUUCCAGUAUGGGUACCGGUUACCUUGGAGCAGAACCCCACGCCAAGAAUGGAGGCCGCUGACUGGACUUUCUGAUGGGACGGAAGACGAAGCUGUGCGGGUUUACUUUGAGAACCCCGUCACGGUCAAAUCCUUGACUCUUAACAACUUCAAGUUCAAGGGCAAGGCGCCGUGCGUCCGCGUUGCGCUGUUGGUGUGCAACCAGAAGCUGGACAACGAGGUGCAGUUGGUGGACAGUGCAAAGUGUCCGACGACCUACACCAGUGAGUCUUGGAGCGAAUCUGAUCCUUCCAACAGGCAUCUUCGCAUUAGCGGGCGGAACGAUUGCCUCAUGCCUCACCAGCUCCAAGAUCCGGAUCACAUGACGGUUGUGUACGACCAGUGUCAGCCCAAAAACGUCCAUCAGAUGAUGCCGGCGUCAUAUAUGGGCUAUAUGUUCACCACCAUUCUCCGCAACGCCCACCUCAACGGCGAGGCAUUGCAACCGGGCCUCAAGGCAGAAUACUUCAGGCACAUGUCCAUUGAAGCGAAGGAUAAUAACUGCAAGUUUCCGGAUGUGAAGUACCUGCAACCCAACAAGGUCGAGACGAUUCCCAAGUUGGACUUCUGGAAAACAACUGCCGAUCUCGGCGACAACUUUGCCGCCAGGUUCUCGGGUUUCCUGAUGAUCGACACGGCAGGAAAGCACAAGUUGCGAUUUUGGGCCGACGACAGUGCCAAGGUGUUCUUCAACGGGAACCAGAUCAUCCAUCUGUCGGGCUGCGGUAGUACCCGCGAAGCGGAGUCCGACUGGAUGGACUUGGAGCGAGGAAACUAUCCCUUCGAGGUCGAGUUCUUCGAGGCCACGUCUCAGGCCACAGCGAGGUUCGAAUGGCGCACGCCGGGCAGCACCCAGUGGAUGAUCAUCCCAGAGACAGCCUAUGCCAACAAGCAAGAUGCCACUGAGUGGACUCAGAGCUCCAUGGCCAAGGGCUGUACUGCAAACACCGCACUGGGAUCUGUGAACCCGGGCAUGUUUCUCAAGGGCGGCGUUUCGAUUGGUGCUGAGAUGGACUGCCGAUUCGUGCCGCUUCUUGCCAAGGAGGAUCCCAUCGAGAUCACAACGAAACGAAGCUUUCAGGACGGCGACAAGUGGCCCGAGUGGUGGGAAGACAUCGAGACCUGGGAGAUGCAGUGCCCACCUGGCAGAGUGUUGCAGACGAUUGACUUCUCCAAAGCAGACCAGAAGCUCCGCCUCAAGUACGUUUGUGCCGUCGCUGCUGGUUUGGGGCAGUGCUACCCGAGCUGGACAGACCAGCAAGAUGCUCGCGAGUUCAAGGACAGUGCCCUCUCGAAAAGCGUGCUACAUCGCCUACCCAUCGUUUGUCCGGGACACGACCUGCUCGCUGGGCUCCACUUCGAGUACUCAAUGGGUGGUCUCUGGGCACGCUUCAAAUACACCUGCUGCAAGGAAUCAGGUGCUCCGGUGGCCACAGUGUCACGGGGUCCUGACUACCACUCCAUGGAUCGCUACGAAGGUUCCUACUGUCCUGAGAAGGUGGGAGCAACGGGCCGCAUCGACUACAAGCAGCAGGCACUGAAGCCAGACACUACCCCAGCGAAGCUGACCUUCAGCGAAGACAGCGGCAAGUGGUGCAUUGACGGCGAGUGCUCUGCAGAGGGGGAUGACUUCGAACCCAUCGGACUGCGCAUCGGCAAGCUGGAAGCCACUGCUGUGACCGACUUCGAUGGAAAGUUCGAGGCCAAGGGCGUCAGCCCCGCCUCGUCUAAGUCACCGCUGGGCGGUUCGGCCCCACAGGCCAGGCCACCGCGUCCACCGAGACGACCCAAGGCGCCGAAGAAGCCCAAGCUGGAGAAGUUCGAGGCGGAGAUGCCAAAGUAUUCCGACAAGUGCGUCGGCUAUGGAGACCUUUGGAAGAAGCUGCAGGAGACGAAACUUGACGUCACUGGGGAAGAGGUUCCGGAGACUGACGAGGUGGAGACCGACGAGGAGGCUGCAGCCGGCUUCAAGGAGGCUCACCCUUGUGACCUCGCUGGUGCGAGAAGCGGAGUUCGGAGCAAGUGGGCGGGAGGCGAUGGCAAGCCGAUCCCAAAUAACAUGGGAUAUAACGAGCUGGAGGGUUGCUUUGACCGAUAUGGAAAGACCUCUCACAAGAUUGCGAAGCAACUGGACCUCGCGGACCUGGUCAUUCAGAAGAUGGACGUCAGCUUUACCCUGGCAUCCACGGUCUGCGGCGCGCUUCCGGACACAAUGGCAGCACCCUUCGGCAUGGGAUUCAGCUUCAAGCCCGGAGCGAUCUGCGACAAAGGGACGGAAGUCGGCCAGGCUGCCCUCGCCUUCGGCAAGGAAGUCGGCGUGCACGACGCUAUCCGGAAGAUGAGGGACGCCUCUCGCGGCAAAGACUGCUCGCCGAGCCAAGCGAACUUCGCACGUAUCUUCUGUGACGUGCACUGCGUGCGGGAUGCUGUUGUUCGAGGGGACCGGACCAUCCUGCGAAACCUGGAAAGAGCCACAGGCAUCACCAACAGAAACAUGGAGAAGUUGGCAGAGUGGGUGGCGAACACGCAGAGAGCGGAUGCGGGCUGGCUUGGAGACAAGAUGGACCACCAAACUGAGGUAAUGAACUUGGCGAAUCAGAAGCAGUUCAACGAGCUGAAGGAUAUGGUAGGCGGAGACAAGAAGCUGCUCUUCUUGAACAUCCAGCAGCAGACCCGCAAGAUCCAAUCAGAGCUGCGAGGCUUUGCCACCGGCGCCUCCUUCAGCCGUGCCGCGACCAUGGCUGCCAACGACGCGCUCGACAAGUUUGCAGAAGAUGGUGCCUCCUCGCUGGAAGAUGCCAACAGCAGCAAACACGUCUUUGCCGCAUUCGACAGCUUGGUGGCUUUGAAGGACAAGCUGCAGAGUGCUUCAGAUCAGCGAGAGAAGGUGGACUACGUGGCAAUGUCGGCAGUCCGCAUGGCUCGUCAGAUGCAAGAGCAGCUGAAGCUGCAACGGCAGACGCUGGGAAUCUACCGCCGGAGGAGCAAUGCCACGCGUGAGAUGGCUCGACAGAGGGGAGCUGCCGUCGCCUCAAUGGCAGCCGAGCGCCACGCAAUGCUUCUGGACUUGGACCGUGUUUGGUGGAAGAUUCGCAAUGUACUGGACGACUACAUGGAAGACGCGGGGGUCGAGAUCGACAGCUACGAGGCCGGGUCACGCGCGCUGUCGCAGUACGAGCAAUGCGCCAUGGACUUCACCAGCCUGCUGUCCAUCUACAAGCAGACCAUGGCGACGACGGAUCGGGCUCACAGGUCCUUGAAGAAGGCUUGGCGACACGUCUCCAACCUGCUUGGCGAGCUUGCUUCGCACCUGGAGGAUGGCGAGGCUUUUAUGACCUUCCUGCAACAAGAAGGCUGCCAGUCUCCAUUAGCCUUCCAGACGCUCGAGCAAGCUCGCGACGCCACAAGUGGUAUGAGGAUGUUGUACCACCGGUUUGCAGUAUCCGGACUACCCACUCCAAGUGUCGAGCUGAUGGGGAGCACGGUCAGCCGAAUCAAGGGCAGCUGGGCUUCUGCGCAGCAGGCCAUCUGCAACAACAAAGGUCAGCUGCCUGACUGGUACAUGCAGCUGGAGUAG
Messenger RNA from Symbiodinium sp. CCMP2456, 8148 nucleotides. NCBI's taxonomy places the organism in Eukaryota, Dinophyceae, Suessiales, Symbiodiniaceae. The record is from the annotation of a GenBank genome assembly.